AUGCCUACAACCUGGACACCCGAGAAGACUUUGCAAGAUUUCAUCAAAGACAAUAGCCAUUCUCGCCAGAUAGAGCAGGAGAGGUAUCAAGGCAGAGUGUUCAAUGACAAAGGUCAUGUCAUAAAACGGAUUACCAGAAACAAUCAUCAUGAUAUACAUGAAAUUGAAGGAAGCUUAGAAGUACAACGGCAGCUACUGUUGAAACUGGCAGAGCGAGAAAAUAAAAGGAUAGAAAACCCUAAAACUGUUGUGAAGAUGAUAUGGAACACUAGUGUCUCUCGAUUAGCUACCAAACUUGAGGUACUAGAGAAAGGAACACUAGGCUCGGUCGGCUUAGAGAGAUUUUGGGUCGAAUUCGUUCCGUUGUUCCAUAUAGGUAAAGGCAAACGGAGGGACGGGCUAGUUGGGAAUAGAAAACCUUGCGAGCCUAUCGCACAAGUUUUACCCCCACUAGUGACGUUGUUUGUGACAUUACUCUCUCGCCAGUGGGAUGACGCCCUAGAAAAACCUAGAAGUACUAGAAAGUAG
Bipolaris victoriae FI3 is the source of this 528-nucleotide messenger RNA. RefSeq lists its product as hypothetical. The transcript has 3 exons. Bases 1 to 528 code for a protein of 175 amino acids. NCBI's taxonomy places the organism in Eukaryota, Fungi, Ascomycota, Dothideomycetes, Pleosporales, Pleosporaceae. The record is from RefSeq and is a predicted model, not a curated record.